This is a messenger RNA of Lineus longissimus, 6517 nucleotides long. RefSeq names its product intraflagellar transport protein 140 homolog. Bases 138 to 4646 code for a protein of 1502 amino acids. NCBI's taxonomy places the organism in Eukaryota, Metazoa, Nemertea, Pilidiophora, Heteronemertea, Lineidae. Gene Ontology annotation, molecular function: protein binding. Gene Ontology annotation, biological process: intraciliary retrograde transport. The transcript is spliced from 25 exons. Gene Ontology annotation, cellular component: ciliary basal body; intraciliary transport particle A; axoneme. The record is from RefSeq and is a predicted model, not a curated record.
UCGUCAUAUUUUCGUGAGAGCAAAAUCGUGAAAAUGGAGUGUCAUUCUAUAGCAACCACCAAACUUUAGCUGAACAUCAGUAAUUUGCGUCCGAUUGAUACUUUUUCAAACAACGUGCAUCUACUUAUCCGUCCAGAAUGGCAGUCUAUUUUGACUUCAAGCUCCAGUCCAGCCAUCAUGGGAAUAAAACAAAUAUUGCUUGGCAUGAGAACCAAACAAUCCUUGCAGUUUCUUCAUACAAUGCAGCAACAGGUGGAUGUGUUAAUCUAUAUCAAGAUGAGGGAGAAGUUCUUCCUCAUGGGGAAUUCCAGAGGUCCAGCCCCCCGACCUGUGUCAGAUGGCAUCCAACAAAAAAGAUAGUGGCCAUUGGUUGGGAUACAGGCGAAAUCAUUGUUUGGAAUGAACAUGAGCGGGAACUUCAUGAUGUGCCUACGGUUCAUCGCACUGAUAUCAAAGCCAUGGAAUGGUCUUCGAGCGGGACUCGUCUACUAACAGGAGACUCGAGUGGUUUUAUCCUAGUGUUUAAAGUGGAUGCCCGGGGGAGAGUACAACACAUCCCGUUAUGUCAACACAAUGUCCAUGAAGGUGUCACCAAAGUUCUUCUCAAACCUCUCCCGCCUGUUGACCCAAACAAUGAUUUGAAGGCCCUGGCAAGAGCUGCAGUCAGUGGUGAUGAAAAUGCCUUGGAUAUGUUUACUUGGAGAAGAGGAAAAGAUGGAAUGAAGGGACCAUCUUUGCUGCCUUCCGAAGCACAGUCAUUCUUCAUUGGCUUAGAAAAUGGAGGUGUUUCUUUCAUCAACGAAGCUGGAAAAUUAGUGAAUCUUUUCACUAUUGAUGAGGCAGUGAAGAAGCUGCUUUACUAUGAAGAGAAGAAUAUUUUGGUUACCAUCGGGGAGAACCUGAUCCUGAGUCAGCACAGUGUCACGACCGAUGGUGAUGCAAGAGAGAUCAUGAAGGUCAAGCUGAGUGGGAAGGCCGCAGAGGCCGAUGUGAUCUGGGCUGGAAAGGGUGUGCUUGCAACAGUUUCAGGUGAAAGUGUUGUCAGGCUAUGGGAUAUAGAUAGGGAAGAAAACUACAUUCUGAAUGCCGAUACAGUGCUGAAAAGCACUGGCGAACAGUCACAGAGUUAUGGAAGAGACACUCAACUGACAUGCGUUUCUUACUCCAUUGCUAAGCAAGUCCUUGCAGUGGGAACAUCGUCGGGGACUGUCGCCAUGUGGAAAUAUUCCUCUCUAGGUAUACCGGGGAAGAAAGCAGAGCCUGAGGACAAGUGGCAUUUUCAACCUCCGUCAAAUAUUGAAGGAAAUAUCUUGCAGAUUGAGUGGGGGCCAAGGAACUUACUAGCUGUCAAUGCAGUAGAGGUGGUCUACGUCCUCAGUGAACAAGUCAUGAGUGCCCACUAUGCAGACCAGAUUGCUGUCCUUCAAACUGGGCCAACAAUGCUCUCAGUCAAUAUCUUUGGGACUGGCACUAACCUGGAGGUGAAGACAGAUUUUCAAGUCAAAGGCACAUACACUACCAAGGAAUUCCUAGCUGUUUGGAACAACAAGAAAUUCACAGUCUAUGAAUACACACCAGAUAAAUCAGCGAUACGUCCAACUGGCACUUUCGCCACUGAAUCUCAUCUGAACUGCCUCUAUGAACAGAAUGUAUACACAGUUGAACCAGGCAAGGUUCAAGUCAGAACACAUCAGGGUACAGUAAAGCAGCUUAUCAGUUUCACCGAGUUGGAGGGUGAUCCCAUCUUCUUAGAUAUCUGUGGUAAUUUCCUGGCCAUUGGAAGUGAGGGUGGUUUCAUAAAAAUCUAUGAUUUGUCACGAAGGGAGGCCAAGCAACACGCCAGCCCAAAGAACCUGCACGAUGUGAUCCCAGGCUUCGGCCGCAUUGAAUCAGUCCGCGUCAACUCAACUGGUAACAGAGUGAGCAUCAUUGCCUCAAAUCCUGAUGGGUCACCAGAUCCCAAGCUGUAUAUCUGGGACGUUGAGCUAGACACGCUGCAGUUCUUCAACUUCGAAUCUGGGAAGGGUGAGCAGGAUGACUUCGAUACCCAGACGGCAGAUGAUGAAUACAUUUCCGCUGAGGAGAGAGGAAAAAAUCAGGCUGCAAAGGACAUUGCCGGGCGUUAUCCAUUGUCACACUAUUGGGAUUCCCAUGAGUCCAAGCUGUUGGUCUGUGAGGCUAAACUUCUGCGUGGUAAACAACAGAAAGAAGACGAGAACAAGGAGAAGGCUGCAGUGUCGUUAUCAAAGCAUGUCAUGGAGGAUAAGAUUGAGACUAUGAUAGUGUCUCUUUUUUCCACACCCGAGAAUGGAAUUCUCCUCCAAGAUAACUUUGCAAUGAAUCUGACAUACAGUGGACUAAUUGGCUUGGAAGUGCCCUAUUAUUAUUUCAUUAAAAAGACUGAAGAAUCCGAAGAUCAGACUGCCCAAAUCACAGACAGGCCACAAACAUCAAUGCCCAACACAUUAUCGAAGUUGGUUGCCCGGUGGACAAUGAGAGAUUUUGUAGGAUUGGAAUACAGUGACAAGAACACAAGAGAUGCCAUGUUGAACUUCAGUUACUACUUAACCAUUGGGAACAUGGAUGAGGCUUUUAAAGCUAUCAAGUUAAUCAAAAAUGAAUCUGUGUGGGAAAACAUGGCCAAGAUGUGUGUGAAAAGUCGUCGACUUGAUGUGGCCAGCGUAUGUCUGGGUAAUAUGGGCCAUGCUCGCGGUGCCAAGGCACUGAGGGAAGCCAUGAAAGAACCGGAGUUAGAUGCUCAAGUGGCUGUCUUGGCUAUCCAACUGGGACUCACAGAAGAUGCUGAGCGCCUACUGAAGAACUGUCAGAGAUAUGAUCUUCUGAAUGAGUUCUACCAAUCCACUGGUCAAUGGAAUAAGGCAAUGGACACUUCAGAGAUGUACGACCGAGUUCAUCUUAGGACAACCUAUUACAACUAUGCUAAACAUCUCGAAGCGAAGGGAGACAUCACAUCAGCUGUGCCUGUUUAUGAGAAAGCUGAUACCCACAGAUUUGAAGUGCCAAGGAUGCUGUUUGAGGAACCUCAAGCUCUUGAAGCUUACAUCAUGAAAACCAAAGACAAAGCUUUACGUAAGUGGUGGGCUCAGUACAUGGAAAGCACGGGAGAGAUGGAGACCGCAUUACAAUUCUAUGAGGCUGCCCAGGACUACUUGUCUCUAGUCAGAGUGUAUUGUUAUUGUGGGAAUCUUGAAAAAGCUGCUGAGAUCUGCAAUGACACAGGAGAUGCAGCAGGCUGCUAUCACCUCGCCAGGCAGUAUGAAAACCAGGACCGAAUCAAAGAGGCCAUCCACUUUUUCACCAGGGCGCAAGCCUAUGGAAAUGCGAUCAGGCUUUGUAAGGAACAUGGCUAUGAGGACCAGAUGAUGAACCUUGCUCUCCUUGGCAAACCUCAGGAUAUGAUGGAUGCUGCCAGGUAUUAUGAGAGCAAACCAAGCUCACAGGACAAGGCUGUUAUGCUCUAUCAUAAGGCUGGAAAUCUACCGCGGGCUCUCGACCUCGCCUUCAGAACAAGACAGUUUGGUGCAUUGCAGCAUAUAUCUGAUGACCUUGACCAAAAGGCUGAUCCAGAGCUGCUACAAAGAUGUGCUAACUUCUUCACUGAAAAUGGACAGUAUGACAAGGCGGUGGAUCUGUUGGCCACUGCCAGAAAGUACUGGGAUGCCUUGAAACUCUGCUCCGAGCAGAAUGUCGUCAUCACUGAAGACUUAGCAGAGAAGCUUACACCCCAGAAAGCCACCUCUGAGCCAGAGAAUGAUGAGAGGAUCAAGAUCUUGAAUGGUAUUGCCGAGGUCUGCAUGCAGCAGAGGCAGUAUCAUCUGGCAACCAAGAAAUAUACACAGGCUGGAAACAAAUUACAGGCAAUGAAAGCUUUGCUUAAAUCAGGCGACACAGAAAAAAUCAUUUUCUUCGCUGGUGUAUCAAGACAGAAGGAGAUCUACGUGAUGGCUGCCAACUACUUACAAUCAUUAGACUGGAGGAAGGAUCCUGAAAUCAUGAAAAAUAUCAUCGGUUUCUACACAAAAGGCCGAGCUAUGGAGUCCCUGGCUUCAUUUUACGAUGCAUGUGCUAUGGUUGAAAUUGAUGAGUACCAGAAUUAUGACAAGGCUUUGGGAGCACUUGGCGAGGCUUACAAAUGUGUGACGAGAGCCAAGUUGAAGAAUCAGUCACAGCAGGAGGAGAAGCUAACAAGUUUGAAGAACAGAAUUGAUCUCAUCAAGAAAUUUGUUCAAGCCAGGAGAGUGUAUGAUGAUAGUCCAGAUGAAGCUGUUAAACAGUGCCAGAUCUUAUUAGAGGAACCAGAUCUUGACCAAGCUGUUCGAAUCGGUGAUGUCUUUGGUUUCAUGAUUGAGCACUAUGCAAGAAAAGAGAAAUGGAAAGCGGCAUACGCUUGCAUGGAAGAAAUGAAAAAUCGUAUACCAAAAGUGAACAUGGCAUAUUAUGUGAACAUGCGAACCAUUGAGUCGAUCCACAGGGCACUGGAUAUCCCACUUCCUCGAGGUCAAGGACCUGAUAAGAUAAACGGCAUGAACGGUUUCGGUAAACACGACAAUGAUGAACUAGACGGGGAAGAGGUUCAGGAGGAUGUUAUUGAUGAAAUUGUUCCAGGCGGGGACGAUUAUUGCUGAGACAGUGAAACUGUUGACACUUUUCCUUUGUGUGUUAUAACCUCUUAAAGAUUGGGUCAUUUCAUUUGAGGCUUGAAAAAUAUGUGGGAUUUCUAUGUACUGCACUGGUGCCCCUGUAAAGCAAGCUAUGUAAUGUGUCUUGACCCCGGAUUUGUUUUAAGUAAGUGUAUUAACAAUCUUGUUCAGUUAUGUCAAUACAACAAUAAUUUGGUAUUGUCUCAAUUCAAAUCUCAUUGUGAUCAUGACCUGUUGAAAAAAGGAAACUUUAAGGAAAAUGGUUAUGUACCUGGUAAUCUUUUUUAGCUUGUUCCCGAUAUCCUUAAUUCUCUGGGCAAUUACUAAAAUAAUGUUGUAGCUUUAAACUUGCUGGCCCUGUUGUAAGAUACAUGCAUAUCCCACUUACUCUGACGUCAAGGCUGAAAUACAUGUAAUUCAUAAAAUUGGAGUGUGCUUCUUACUGUGAUGUCAGAUGAAGACUGUAACUGCAUCACAGCAGUUAAUGAUAAUCUUGUUUUUUAUUUAUUGUUUAGUGAAUAUAACAGAAUGUUAUUGGAUUUAUUUUUGUAAUGACAGUUAGCAAUGAUAUCAAAUUGAUUACCUGUGUGUUUGUUGACAAAUUUCCCUCCGAUUUAACAAUCAAAGCGCCGUCCUGUCACCAUUUUAGAAUGCUUAAUAAAGCAUUGAUCAAUCAAAAAUUGGCCAUCCAGAUCUGAGAAGGUACUGUCCAUGAUAACUUUCCUGCCAUAUAAAUGUGUUGUGUUCAUAUUAUCAUAACAAUUUCCAAUGUUUUUCUGUUCUAACUGUCCCAGGUGAUGAAAUUUUGUGUUGUUCCCUUUCACGACUCGGAAUGCUCUGCCAAUGUAGAGAAGCUCUGUCCAUACAUAACUUUUUAACUCAAAUCAAUGACUGAACCGUACAAAGGGAAUGUACUUAUGCAACACCCUGUGCCAUCUUCAAAUUCUCAUUUAAGGCUACAUGUACCUAACUUUCUGUUUGUCAUGAUUAACCAAAACAAAUUUUAUCCGUCCAUAUUUGUAUUGGCUUAUACUUUGUUUCAUUUGGAAUCUUUGAUCUGUUAAAUUUGGGUUUUUUUGUGCUUGGAAAUUGCAGAGAAGUAAUGGCUCUACCAGGGUUUGCUAUUUGAGGAUAGUCUUAAGUCAUUGAUCCCUUCCGUAUUACCAAUAAUUGCCAAUGAUUUCCCUGAAUUGGAGUAAACCAUUGUUCGGAGGAAAAAACCCCAUGGUUAUUAGAAAUAUUGAGAAACAAACCAUACCUGUUGGAUGGGAGGCAUAUCUCAUAUUUCAAAUUCUGUGCUUGUUAGCUUGGGCACUUAAGGUUUCCCAUGACUGCUGCAGCAAAUCUUUCAGGGCAAUAGUGCCAACACUGAUAGGUUGAUGGCAACAGUUACACAAAUGUCAUCUUUGCAUGAAGCAUUUGAGAUGUCAAAAGGUAAAGUGGGGUGGUUAUUGCCUGUGGAUCGAAACCAUAAGGGCUAUCGCAAAUUGAGGGUGCCUUGGACAGCAGAAAUGGAUAAUCCAUUAGAUAUGUUGUAUCAGACCCACAGGAUUUUUUUCUUGGCACAAAAAUGCACUGUUUAUUUAUUGAUGUAUGUAGAGAACAAUCAUAGCACAACUGUGGACCAGCUUCUCAACCUAUCUGUGGUCAUGAUGCAAACAUAUUUGAAUGGAUGCUCCUGUGAUCGAUAUUCGAAAAAAAGAUUGGUGAGCAAAUUUUUGUUUUAAAUUCCAAGAAUGUAACAUAAGUACGUGUGCAUGUAUAUCUGCACGUCUGUGUAUAUAAUAUUUCAUACAAUGUACAUGUAGCUUCUCUCAAUUUUUCAUGAAGAUAAAGGUUUAUUGAUUUACCUUUAA